GGAGGAGGCGGCGGCGGCGGCAGCCGGUGCCGGGGCCAUCGCGGCGCUGCCCCGUCCGAGGGACCAGCGCUGUGCCCUCCUUGCAGCUCUGUUCCAUCCCCUUGGAUCCAUUCUCUCCCCAGUGGAAGGCAGCAUCCCACCAGAACAGAGGAGCAGACCUGUCCUCCUGGAACGCCUUUGGAACGGCUCUGCUUGGGGGUACAGAGGAAUCUGAGAUGAAAGAGAACUAGAUUCUGAUGAUCAUCUUGACGCUGUUGCUGUCACCUGUGUUGACAGAACAAAACACUUUAACAUGCCUCGUAGCCCUACAUCAAGUGAAGAUGAAAUGGCACAAAGCUUUUCUGACUAUUCUGUUGAGUCUGAAUCAGACAGCUCCAAAGAAGAAACUAUUUAUGACACAAUUAGAGCAACUGCAGAAAAACCAAGCAGCAGAAUGGAGGACAGUCAGAGCAACACUUUAGUGAUUCGAAUUAUCAUACCUGACCUGCAGCAAACGAAAUGCAUUAGAUUUAACCCAGAAGCUUCAGUGUGGGUUGCAAAGCAGCGGAUUUUGUGCACUUUGAACCAGAGUUUGAAAGAUGUCCUGAAUUAUGGACUGUUCCAACCUGCAAGCAAUGGGAGAGAUGGGAAGUUUUUGGAUGAGGAGCGACUUCUGAGGGAAUACCCACAGCCAGUCAAUAAAGGAGUGCCUUCACUCGAGUUUCGCUACAAGAAAAGAGUGUACAGACAGUUCAACCUUGAUGAAAAGCAGCUGGCCAAGCUUCACACCAAGGCCAAUUUGAAAAAAUUUAUGGAUCAUGUCCACCAUCUCUCUGUGGAAAAAAUGACCAAGAUGUUGGACCGAGGACUGGACCCAAACUAUCAUGACUUAGAAAGCGGAGAAACACCCCUAACUUUGGCAGCUCAGCUUGACAAUACAGUAGAAGUAAUAAAAACCCUGAAAAAUGGAGGAGCACAUUUAGACUUCAGAGCUAAGGAUGGAAUGACAGCUCUGCACAAAGCAGCCAGAGCCAAGAACCAAGUAGCCCUCAAGACCCUUUUAGAGCUGGGAGCAUCUCCUAACUACAAGGACAGCUGUGGCCUGACCCCACUGUACCACACAGCUGUGGUGGGAGGGGACCCUUUCUGCUGUGAGCUCUUACUCCAUGAACAUGCUACAGUCAGCUGCAAGGAUGAAAAUGGAUGGCAAGAAAUUCAUCAGGCUUGCAGGUACGGACAUGUCCAACACCUGGAGCAUCUCCUGUUCUAUGGCGCUGACAUGUGUGCACAGAACGCCUCGGGGAACACGGCCCUGCACAUCUGUGCCCUCUACAACCAGGAGAGCUGUGCAAGGGUUCUGCUAUUCCGGGGAGCCAACAAGGAGAUCAAGAAUUACAACAGCCAGUCUCCAUUUCAGGUGGCUAUAAUAGCGGGAAAUUUUGAGCUUGCUGAAUACAUCAAGAAUCACAGGGAAGCUGAUAUUGGAUCCAGCUUCCUAUAUCCAAGUAGAAGUCCCUGGAAUCCGUUGUUGUCAGUGCCCUUUAGGGAGGCUCCCACCUACUCCAACAGGAGGAGGAGGCCUCCCAGCACCUUGGCAGCCCCCCGGAUCCUGCUCCGCUCCAACAGCGACAACAACCUGAACAUCAACAACCUCCCCGAGUGGUCAGCCUCCUCCUCUGCCUCUUCACACCGCAGCCUUUCCCCUCACCUGCUCCAACAGAUGCAGAAUAAUCCCAAUGGAACUGUAAAAACUGUGGGGAGUUACACUCCAUCCUCCCGGAGCCGCUCGCCAUCCCUCAACAGGCUGGGAGAGGAUGCCAAGAGGCAGCAGCACAGGCACAUCAGUGCCAUUUACAGUCCCAGUGCCAACAAGGAUGCUCUGUCUGCCUUGGAUUAUCAGGGUCCCAAAAGGAAGCUCUACAGUGCUGUCCCUGGGAGACUUUUUAUCGUUGUAAAGCCAUAUCAACCUCAAGGGGAAGGGGAAAUUCACCUGCACAAAGGAGAUAGAGUCAAAGUGCUGAGCAUCGGAGAAGGUGGGUUCUGGGAAGGCAGCACCCGGGGACAUAUUGGCUGGUUUCCUGCAGAGUGUGUGGAAGAAGUUCAGUGCAAACCAAAUGAAAGCAAACCAGAAACUCGAGCAGAUAGAUCAAAGAAGCUGUUUAGACACUACACGGUUGGAUCCUAUGACAGCUUUGAUGCUUCAAGUGACUGCAUAAUAGAAGAAAAGGCAGUGGUCCUGCAGAAAAAAGACAAUGAAGGAUUUGGAUUUGUGCUCAGAGGGGCAAAAGCUGACACACCAAUUGAAGAAUUCACCCCAACUCCAGCCUUUCCUGCUUUGCAGUACUUGGAAUCUGUGGAUGAAGGGGGAGUAGCAUGGCAAGCUGGCCUGAGAACUGGAGACUUUUUGAUCGAGGUUAAUAAUGAGAAUGUAGUGAAAGUUGGCCACAGGCAGGUGGUGAACAUGAUUCGACAGGGGGGCAAUCAUCUUGUGCUGAAAGUUGUCACAGUAACCAGGAAUCUUGACCCAGAUGACACAGCAAGGAAGAAAGCCCCACCACCUCCUAAGCGAGCUCCAACCACUGCACUGACCCUGCGGUCUAAGUCCAUGACCUCAGAGCUUGAAGAGCUUGUGGAUAAAGCUUCAGUACGGAAGAAGAAGGAUAUUCUCCCUUCACAUUUUGAAGGUUUGAAGAAGAGGAUUGUUUUUCGAGUCACACUAAAUAAGGUGGAUGAAAUAGUUCCAGUUUCCAAGCCAUCAAGAAUUGCAGACAAUGCAACUGUGGACUCCAGAGUGGCAACUAUAAAACAGCGGCCUUCUAGUAGAUGUUUUCCCUCAGCUACAGAUAUGAAUUCCAUGUAUGAGAGACAGGGUAUUGCUGUGAUGACGCCCACUUCCCCAGGGAGCCCUCAAGGUCCUUUUCUGGGUAUACCUCGGGGUACAAUGAGAAGACAAAAAUCUAUAGGAAUAACGGAGGAAGAGCGGCAGUUUCUGGCCCCUCCUAUGCUGAAGUUUACCAGGAGUCUUUCAAUGCCUGACACCUCCGAAGAUAUCCCACCACCACCACAGUCCUUACCUCCCUCACCACCGCCACCUUCUCCCUCUCUGUACAACUCUCCCAAAUCCCUGACAGCCCGGAGCUAUGGAACGAUCAAACCUCCAUUUAACCAGAAUUCAGGUGCAAAAAUCUCUUUGGUUAGGCCCGAGAGCGUGGGGACGAUGAUAAGGGACAAAGGGAUCUAUUACCGGCGGGAGCUGGACCGAUACUCCCUGGACUCAGAAGACCUGUACAACCGGAGUGCCGCAGCUCAGGCGAAUUUCAGGAGCAAGAGGGGCCAGAUGCCGGAAAACCCCUAUUCCGAGGUUGGGAAGAUCGCCAGCAAAGCGGUUUACGUGCCAGCCAAGCCAGCCAGGCGGAAGGGGAUGCUGGUGAAACAAUCCAACGUGGAGGACAGCCCAGAAAAGACCUGCUCUAUUCCAAUCCCAACCAUCAUUGUCAAAGAGCCAUCCACCAGCAGCAGCGGGAAAAGCAGCCAAGGGAGCAGCAUGGAGAUCGAUCUCAGUCUUCAAGAGCAGCCCGGACAGCUCCGGCCCGACGACAGCUUGGGAGUCAGCAGUCCAUUCGCAGCAGCCAUUGCAGGGGCCGUGAGGGACAGGGAAAAGAGGCUGGAAGCCAGGCGCAAUUCCCCAGCCUUCCUCUCCACAGACCUGGGAGAUGAGGAUGUUGGGUUAACCCCACCAACACCACGGAUGAGGCAGUCCAAGUUCACCGAGGAGGCAAUGUUCAGCAGUGAGGAUGGUUUCAGACAGCUCAUGUCGCCAUCUCCGAUCCCCGCCCCCAGAAGCCCGAGAAACCUUUUUAACAGCAAUGAGCCCAGCAACCAGAGCGACUCAAGGACAUUGAAUGCUCUGUCCAAAACGAAAGGUACUGACAACAGUACGGUGGCAGCCAAGCCCACGAGUGCUCCAGGCACGGACAGCUAUGUCCACCCGGUCACAGGGAAGCUGUUGGAUCCAAACUCGCCACUUGCCCUCGCGCUCUCUGCCAGGGACAGAGCCAUGAAAGAGCAGACCCAGCAGAUUCCAGGCAAAGGGGAUGCUGUCAAAACCGACCUUAACAAACCGCUUUACAUCGACACCAAGCUGAGACCCAACAUGGAAACUACUUUUCCUGUUACUGCCACUAUCACCAGGCAAAAUACCCGCGGCCUGUUGAGACGGCAGGAGACCGAGAACAAGUACGAGAUGGAUGCAGGGAAAGAAAAGAAAGCUGAGGAGAAGAAGAACAUGUUGAUAAACAUCGUGGAUACCUCGCAGCAAAAAUCAGCUGGCUUGUUGAUGGUGCACACAGUGGACACGGCGAAGUCAGAUGAUAUGCCCGAGGAUGAGGAGGAAAAGGGAGCUGAGAUGGAGCCGAGCCCUGAACACUCCCCGCCGGAGAGGCCGAGGGCAGCGAGGAAAGCGGAGAGUGAGCUGAGCGUCCCUGCUGCGCCUGAGCCCCCGGCUUCUCCCUGCAAAACCAUUGUGGCUGCCAGCUCUGUGGACGACCCCGUCAUCCUGCCUUUCCGCAUCCCCCCGCCGCCCUGGCCUCAGUGGGACAUCGAUGAGGAGUUCCUGUUCACUGAGCCUCUGCCCCCUCCAUUGGAGUUUGCCAACAGCUUUGACAUCCCCGAUGACCGCGCGGCGCCCGGCUCGGCGCUGACAGACCUGAUGGCGCAGAGGAAGAAUGGCACUCCUGCACCCAGCCAGCCAGCAAACUCCUUGGACGGCAAAAAGCAAGCGGGUCUCUCAAACUGUUUGCCUGCCUCCUUCCUGCCACCCCCUGACAGCUUCGACAACGUCGCCGACUCUGGGAUCGAGGAGGUUGACAGUCGGAGCAGCAGUGACCAUCACCUAGAGACAACCAGCACUAUCUCAACGGUGUCCAGCAUCUCUACCUUAUCCUCGGAAGGGGGGGAGAACGUGGAUACUUGUACAGUCUAUGCAGAUGGGCAAACAUUUCUGGUGGACAAACCCCCAGUACCACCUAAGCCAAAAAUGAAGCCCAUAAUCAACAAAAGCAAUGCACUUUACAAGGAUGCGCUGAUCGAGGAAACUGUAGACAGCUUUGUGAUCCCUCCUCCUGCUCCGCCCCCACCUCCCAUCAGUGCCCCGCCCAACCUGGCGAAAGUUGUCCCCCAAAGGACAUCCAAGCUAUGGGGGGAUGUGCCAGAGGUGAAAAGCCCGAUUCUCUCAGGCCCCAAGGCUAAUGUUAUUAGUGAAUUGAACUCAAUACUCCAGCAAAUGAACAGAGAGAAAUCCUCAAAGCCAGGGGAGGGAUUGGAGUCACCAACUGGAACGAAAACUGCGAGUCUCAGUACAAGGUAA
Molecule: messenger RNA, 5344 nt
Organism: Catharus ustulatus (Swainson's thrush)
Lineage: Eukaryota; Metazoa; Chordata; Aves; Passeriformes; Turdidae
Product: SH3 and multiple ankyrin repeat domains protein 2-like
Cellular component (GO): postsynaptic density; postsynaptic membrane; dendritic spine
Molecular function (GO): ionotropic glutamate receptor binding; synaptic receptor adaptor activity
Source: RefSeq, a predicted model, not a curated record